Messenger RNA from Parnassius apollo (apollo), 390 nucleotides. The record is from the annotation of a GenBank genome assembly. NCBI's taxonomy places the organism in Eukaryota, Metazoa, Arthropoda, Insecta, Lepidoptera, Papilionidae.
AUGGCUUCACAAAAACGUGGAAAGAUUCUUCAAACAAUACACGUGCAUCACGCACGUGAUAUUGUUUACAAUGUUAUAAAAUACUUUGACGGAGAGAAGAACUUGGAGUGUUAUAAUCCGUUAAAGUGUUGCGCCGCACGCGCAGCGAUGGCGAUUAAUUUAUCGAUGACUACUAUAUCGAAAAUAAAGAAAGAAGGUAGGGAGAUUGAAAUUGAGGACUUCAUUAUCAGUGUCGGUAUGAACAGCGACAGCGAAGAUGAAAGUGACGACUAUGAAGACCAGAACUGUGAAAGUGACCAGUCCAUGGAGGUUUAUGAUCAAUUGAUGGAGGGAAUUGAACCAAUUAUGGGUUCAGAUGACCCGGAUACUGCUGGACUAAGCGGUUUAUAA